ACUAUUUUGAAUGUUUUCCUGUACUUUGCGCUGCUGAUAGAAGACAAACAGCAGUUGGUUUUGCUGAAUUACUUCAGUCUUAUUUAGUUUUUAUAUAAUAGUGGCCUCAGCUCUCUUAGCUUGGCUCUGGCGACAGUUUUUAACCCGUGGCUAGCGUUGUGAAAGCUCGUUAUUAGCAUCUUAAAGCUAACGCUAACCUGCUGAAGUUACCUCAGACAUUUCCUGUUUUUUCUCUGAAUGUAUUUUUAACAGACAGAAGCUGAAUUCACAGCUUAUUCUGAGAAACCGAAAUAAAUGAAAGGCGUCAUACUCGAGGCAAGUGGCUAAAUCUUUCUUAAAGUAAUGUACCUGUGGAUCUGAACCGAUGGAAGUGAAGCUAAGCUAAGAGCUAACAUUUUGUCAUUUUUAAAAAUGAAUUCAAACCUUCACUACACAUUUAGAGGUUAGUGCGAUGCUGGCUUUCAGUGCAUGAGGUCUCGGUGUUGUGUUGGGAGGGGAAGAGGUGAUGUCUGAGGUCAGGGUUGACCUGAAUGAGCCGGAGACAGAAGCUGAUGGAGACCAGACUGGAUCUUCUCCUGACCAGAGCAGUGAAGCUUCCAGACUCAACCUGCAGGGGCUGCUUCCUGCUUCCUCUGCAGAUGUUAGUCCUUCGCCUUCUGCUGAGCCGAGCGGCUUGCUGUCGUUGCCGUGGGAGAUCUUAACCCACAUCGCCUCACACCUCCCAGCUCAGUGUGUCAUCACUGUGCUGCCAAAGGUCUGUCAUGCACUCAGUGAUGUGGGUAAUGACAGCACCGCCUGUCAGCUCCGGGCUCAGAGACUCAUCGGACCAAGAGCCUCCUUCCCAGUGGGACCAAGGCAGGGCUUUGAUUGGCCGACUGCUUGCCUGGAGUUAGAGCAGCUGAUAACCUGCUGGACUCGAGAAGCAGAUCGUGUAGCUAAACAGAAGCGAGAAGGUGAGGAGGAGCAGGAGGAAGCGAGGCGGCAGCAGAGGGGAGGAAGAGAUGCUGGAGCAGUUGCAGGAGGACAGGAAGACGACGGAGAGGAUGAGGUGGAAGGGGUGGGAGUUCCAGCGCAGGAGGUGGCUUAUGGUGUUGAUGAAGAGAUGGAGAUGGCAAUAGAAGGUGAGGACGGGGAAAUACAGCCAGUCCAAGGCGAGGACCAACUAGCAAGACUGAGAGAAGAGUUGGAAGACAGACUGGAGGAUGACGCAGCAGCACUAAUGGAUGGAGAACAAAGGGACCCCAGGAGGGUUUUCCCGGCUGAUGAGCUGCAAGAAGCAAUUCUUAAUCACCAGCAGGACCUGGGAGAACCUGGGAAUCUGGGUAACGGAGGACAGAUAGAGGUGAUGCAGCAUCAGUCCCCCAGAAGCCCCAGCCCUCCCCCAGCACUUGAGUGCAUCACGCUACCUUCAGCCCACAUCGCCCAGACCAACUCGGUCCUGUUCCUGGGAGGGGAGGGGAAGGUGUGCGCCACCGCGUCCAGAGACUGGAACGUGAAGCUGUGGGAUCUGCAGGCAGGAACUAACGGAGCGCUCCUGUACACGCUGGGAGGGCAGGGGAACUUCAGCACCCAUCGGGGCUGGGUCUGGUGCCUGGCGUCCCGGGGGCCCCUGCUGGCCUCGGGGGGCUUCGACAGCACCGUGAGGCUGUGGGACCUCCAGGCCGGCGGUGCAGAGAGAGGCCUGAUCCGAGCUGGAGCUGCUGUCCUCUGCUUGUCCUGUCAGUCGGACGUGUUACUGGCUGGAACCUUCGACAAGAGGGUCAGCAUGUAUGACCCCAGAGCUCCUGAGCCACUGAUUAAAAGCCUCCGUCUCCAUGGUAACGCUGUGAUGUGCCUUGCAGCGGAUGACAAAUACAUCAUCUCUGGGAGUCAAGACUCCACCGUGGCCGUGUACGACCGCAGGGCAGGCAGAGGCUUGAAGAAACUCCGGCUGAGCUCCUACCUGAUGUCCAUGAGCUACAGCGGCAGUGAAAUCUGGGGCGGAGACAGCAGCGGGAUGCUCCACUCCUUCUCCAUGCAGGCGGGAACCUUCAAGCCCCUGUCCCAGUUUGACGUGGGACACACAGCUCUGAUCACCGGCAUACAGAAGACCCCCGGAAGCCUCUACACCUGCUCAUCCGAUUGGACCAUCAAGGUUCACAUUCCCUGUUCGCCUCCGAGGACGUUGUGCACCCUGCAGUACCAAGCUGCCGUUCACGGGCUGAGCGUGGAGGCUGGAGUCCUCGCCGUGGCCUCGGGUUGUGGAAGUGUGGAAAUCUGGAGGCCCAGGAAAUAAAAAUGGGAAAAACCUGAAGACUACGCGACAACACCUGAAGCAUCUCGACACCUGCUGACCUCACUGAUUAAAAUAAAAACCUGAUUAAAGCUGCAACAGCGUUGGUCAAAUCCUCGCAUCCAAACAUGUCCACCAGGUGGCGCUGCAACGGAGAGUGUGUUUCGGCUUGUCUGUAUGUAUGUUUCUGGUGAAGAUGGGACUGUGAUCAUACAUGUAAAGUUUGAGGCAGAUUGGAGCAUGCACAGGCCAGUUAUGCAUCACUUCCUGUUUCAUGGUGGAACGUCAAAAUUCUGCCGGCCGCCAUUUUAACACCGUCAGACAUUUGUGGAUCGUUUUGAUAACUUUUGAUCACCCAUGCCUGGUGGACAUCCUGGCCAAAUUUAAGCUGUCGGGGGUUACUCUGUGUGAGUUUACAGCUUUUGAAAAUGUCCAAAAAUUACCCAAAACCGUCCAAAAUAUGACACAUAAUUCAACAUGGCCGACUUCCUGUUGGGUUUUGGGCAUGGGUGUCCAUGUCAGACCCUAAAAAUGAACAUCUCUGUUGUCCUGCAGGCUGGCCGGCCACAUUGAGAGAGGUAGAAGAGGUAACAUAAAGGUUUUGAACUGAAAAUGUUGCUUCCAGUUGUUUAAUUCAAUGCUACUAUUUAGUUUUCUUCUGUUGAAAUUGUGACAGUGAGACAUUUGUUUCCCAAACCCUCUGAAAGCUGUUUAUUUAUACACAACCAUCACAUCUACUCAACAUCAUCUCAUUUGUAUGUCUGAAUAUACCUCGUGUGCAUUAGCUCUUACAAUAUUUAUAGUGUGGAUACCUCUGUAAUCCUGAAUCUAUCAAUCAUUUACUUGACAGAAAAAACACUGAAAGACAGUUUCCAUGGAAGAUGCAUUAAAUGUAGUGAAACUCUA
Molecule: messenger RNA, 3178 nt
Organism: Amphiprion ocellaris (clown anemonefish)
Lineage: Eukaryota; Metazoa; Chordata; Actinopteri; Pomacentridae
Gene: fbxw9
Product: F-box and WD repeat domain containing 9
Exons: 7
Coding region: 506-2275 (589 amino acids)
Biological process (GO): protein polyubiquitination
Cellular component (GO): SCF ubiquitin ligase complex
Molecular function (GO): protein binding; ubiquitin-like ligase-substrate adaptor activity
Source: RefSeq, a predicted model, not a curated record